Durio zibethinus is the source of this 1337-nucleotide messenger RNA. Its product is annotated as F-box protein PP2-A12-like. The record is from RefSeq and is a predicted model, not a curated record. Lineage: Eukaryota; Viridiplantae; Streptophyta; Magnoliopsida; Malvales; Malvaceae. Gene Ontology annotation, molecular function: protein binding.
UCUGACUGUUUUCUCUCUUUUUUUCUCAGUAAACAAGCAGACAAAAUGGAAACAAAAACAAUCCCUCAAAAUGGAUUACGCGUCCGUGUUAUAAAGUAUCACCCCACUUCCCUUUGUCACCUCUCUUUCUUUCUCUCUCCUUCGCUCUUUUAUGUAUUAUCAAUACUCUGCUUUAGAACUUUCUAGUCGUCUGUUUUCUUUUUCAUUUUUCUCUUGAUGGGUGCCGGUUUCUCUGCUUUGUUCAUCAGCCAAGAAGGUUUGUCAUCUGUUUCUUCAUCAUCGCCCAGUUUGGGGGACUUACCUGAGAGCUGUGUGGCAUCAAUUAUUGGGUAUUUGGAUCCUCCAGAGAUAUGUAAAGUGGCAAAGUUGAACAGAGCAUUUAGAGGUGCUUCUUGGGCUGAUUUUGUUUGGGAAUCGAAAUUGCCACCCAAUUAUCAAAUUCUUGUUGAUAAAAUUCUAGGCGUUGUGCCUGAAAAUUUGGGUAAGCGAGACAUAUAUGCAAGGCUCUGUGGAGUUAAUACUCUUGAUGGUGGCGCCAAGAAAGUAUGGCUAGAUAAGAGCACAGGUGGUGUUUGCAUGUCAAUCUCUUCAAAAGGAUUACAAAUAACGGGGAUUGAUGAUCGAAGAUAUUGGAAUCAUAUUCCUACUUUGGAAUCUAGGUUCUGUUCGAUUGCAUAUCUUCAGCAAAUAUGGUGGUUUGAAGUUGAGGGGGAAGUGGAAUUUCCCUUUCCGGCAGGAUCCUACAGCGUUUUCUUCAGACUGCAGCUAGGUCGUGCCUCUAAGAGGUUUGGUCGCCGAAUCUGCAAUUCUGAGCAUGUCCAUGGUUGGGAUAUAAAACCAGUAAGGUUUCAGCUAUGGACUUCGGAUGGUCAAUAUGCCACAUCUCAGUGUACUUUGAGUGAUCCCGGAGAAUGGUUUCAUUACCAUGUGGGGGACUUCAAUGUCGAGAACUCGAAUUCAUCAACUAAGAUUAAGUUAUCUAUGACUCAAAUUGAUUGCACCCAUACAAAGGGUGGUCUCUGUUUAGACUCUGUUGUCAUUUACCCUAGUAAAUUCAGAGAAAGGUUAAAGCACGAAGGAUUUUUAAAGUGCUAACUAAGCCCAUGUAAUUAGAAGUUUCUAUUUUGUAGAGAGGUAUACAUAUUCAAUGAGAGUAUAAUCAAAGUUCUAGCUGGUUUUUUGAGGGUUAGAGACUUAAAAGGAGUCAAAUUGUGUAUAAAUCAUGUUUUCGCUUUAAGAAGAUGGUAUUUGUGUUUUAAUGGAACACUUAGGGAUGGAAUUGAAUCGAGUUGAGUUAAUAUAGUGAAAAGUUUGAAUUUAAUUUGGAAUUUAUUUUU